CUGCGCUGCGGGGAGGGCAGGCAAGAGAUUGGAAAUUGUUCCGUCUUUCUGCUGCAGUUAUGGCGGCUCCGUUAGCUCAAUUCGAUGAGGACUGGCAGGACUUUUACGAAUUCAAGCCGGUCUCUGGUUCCCAGAACCGACUUGACCAAGUAAAUUCGAACGUGGGAGAAGUCCGAGGCCUGCUGGAGGAUUUUCCCGAGCUAGACAACAGCUUCUCCGGAGAGAUCGGCAGCUUCAAGUCCAUGGAGGACUUGGUCAACGACUUCGAUGAGAAAUUAACUGUGUGUUUCCGAAACUACAACACCAAGACCGAAAACAUAGCCCCGAUUAAACCAAUUACAGAGGAAAACAUCAUGAAGGACGACGAGAUUUGGAAUGCCCUGACGGAUAAUUAUGGCAAUGUGAUGCCAGUGAAUUGGAAAACGUCUCAUACGCGAUCCCUCCACCUGCCGACAUUGAACCUGAUGGAGAAAGGGAAAAUUGACAGUGUAAAUCUUGACUUGUCAGAUGAUGAGGAGUUGAGGGAACAGCUGGACAUGCAUUCCAUCAUUGUCUCCUGUAUAAACGAUGAGCCGCUUUUCACUGCAGAACAGGUAAUUGAAGAAAUCGAAGAAAUGAUGCAGGAGUCUCCAGACCUAGAAGACGACGAGACACCCUCACAGUCUGACAGACUGUCAUUGCUCUCUCAAGAGAUACAGACACUGAAGAGGUCCAGCACGAACAACAGUUCUGAAGAACGUGUGAAGCGGCUGUCUGUGGCAGAGCUAAACGAGCUGCUAGAGGAGAUUGAAACAGCCAUCAAGGACUACUCUGAGGAGCUGAUCCAGCAGCUGGCCCUGCGUGAUGAGCUAGACUUUGAGAAGGAGGUCAAGAACAGCUUCAUCGAGGUGCUCAUUGAGGUGCAGAACAAACAGAAGGAGCAUCGCGAGAUGGUCAAGAAAAAGAAGAAGCUGAAGAGCGGUACCCCGCAGAACGGAAAGCAGGAGAGGAGUCAUAUGCCUGGAACUCGCUUCAGCAUGGAGGGAAUCUCAAAUGUCAUUCAGAAUGGCUUCCGCCAAACAUUUGGAAACUCAGGCGGGGAGAAACAGUAUUUGACUACAGUUCUUCCUUAUGAGAAAAAGGGAGGACCACCAUCUGUUGAAGAUCUUCAAAUACUCACCAAAAUUCUUCACGCCAUGAGAGAAGACAGUGAGAAAGUGCCAAGCUUACUGACGGACUACAUUUUAAAAGCAUUCGUGUGAAAACUGGAUCGAGUUCUCUGUCCAACCUAAAGGAAUGAUCUGGCUUCCAAGAAGAGUGUGACAUUGGGCACUGGGAUGGAAUUGUUUUGUUCCCAUGACAACUUGGAGGACUCAUUUCUGUGCUUCAUACUGAAUGACUUCUUCCCCAUCAGAGCUCUCGCUUAGCCUAAUGUUUACUUAGUUCCCAAUGUUGGAAUGUAGGUCUUUUUUUUUUUUUUUUUCAGACUGAGUUUGCAAACCAUAUAUCUAGUUACCAUGCUGUAGUUGUUUUAAAUAUUUUUCACAGCAUAGAGAUCAAAAAAGGAACAACUGUACAGUUUCAACACAAAGUAUUGUUUUUAGAAGUGUAAUGACUAUUUCUACAGUGAGUAGAAGGUAGAGGUGUUCCCUUUCCUUCCCCUAUUGUGAAGGGGUCGGUAACUUUUACGAGUAAUUAAACUUUUUCCAACCUGUGUUUAAAAGUGACCUCCCAGUUUUAAAGGGAGCUUUAUUUCAGUUUUGGUACAAAAAGGGAUUGUUGUUUUUAUGCUUCACUGAAGACAUUUUAGAUUAUGAAUAAUUCUUCUAAAUUGUGCAAUCUAGUGAAAUUUCUGACCUUUCAGUAUUAAUUACCAACAGCGUUUCAAGAACGAUCCAGGCAUCUACUAGUACUUUUAUACAACAUAGCAUUAUCUUUGAGUUUGUAGAAGUCGAGGUCUGCCUUGUGUGUAAGACUGGACAGAUUUAUUAUGUGUUAAUAUAUCAUUUGGUCCUAGGUGGGAGCCUACAUUUCUCUUACAAAAAAAAAAAAAAAAAAAAAAAGAAAAUCUGUAUAAUUUAAAAUAUAUUUUAUUAACAUUCAUAUGCUGUUGCAUCUCCCUGGAGUGGCAGCUGAAUUAAAUCUCGAGGGUGGUGGGGAGGUAUUAUAUCAAAAAUACAAAUGUAAAUCACCUUAUACAGCUUCUUUUCAAUAUUUAAAUUCUUUCUAUGGGUGAAUGGGCAACCAAAGUCAAGUUCCUCUCUCAUUUGCCAAUUUAUUUAAACAACGACAACAUGGCAUAUUGAGUGUGAGGAGAAGUCUUUUCCGAAUGUGUAAAACCUAAAACUAUGUUUUUAUGCUAGCAAGUUCUAUAAGUGAACUUGAUUUGUCAUCUAGUUCUAGCUGUUAUGUGGCAUGUGUGUUGGACAUUGGCUUUUUUAUUAUGUACUUUAAAACGUUUUAAUAUAAUUAUGAUGCAACACUAAAUAUAUUUUAAGUAGGUCCUGAACAAUGAAUCUAUUUAGCCUAUUAAGUCUGUUUUAUUGCAUGUUUUGUUAUGACGGUGGGGUUUUAAAAAGGAUAUAGCAGUCAGUGUGACCAUCAUUCUCAGUAAAGCCUUGGAUCCUUCUUGUAACACCUCAGUUUUAAAAACACACUAACACUGGGAGUGACUUAAACCUUGCUGCUUAUAUAAUAGAAGGCUAAAACCGCCAGGACAACAAAAGAAUCCAAUAUGAAUAUAUCAUGGGCCAGGGGAGGUUCUCGUGAAAGGGUUAGAAGAGACUGCUUCAGUUCAUUUCAAAUAAUAAAUAUAUUAAACCACUUUGACAAACAGCUAUCACAGAGCAAAGGUGAUUACUAGUAUACUGAAUUUGUAUUGCCUGAUCAUGUAAGCAGAAGGACAAGCAUUUCAUAACAAUUUAAUAAAGGCAAUAAAGUAAAAAGCCUUUAAUAAUUCCAUUGCGAGUUCCAGAUGUCAUUUAAUAUUGUAUGUACUGUAUACAGUAUGUAACCAAUGUCUAAUAUAAUAGUGAAGUUUUCUGCCUUGACAUCCAGUACGGUUUAUGCCAGUUGCCCUCUUGAAAAAUUGGACAGUUUAGUUGGUAAUUUUUAGAUAUUUGUUUUUGACCAUAUGGUUGUGAUUCUGGAGUUCUAUAGGAUUAACAUACGAAAUUCAAAAUAAUAUUUGUUACCAGUGAGAAGGUUGUGGGAGAAGUAAAUGUUUUAAUCCAGUUGCGUUUUCUCAUCUUUCUAUCAGGCAAACACAAUUCAGAAUCCUAAUGUUUUGUCCCGUUAUAAUUGUAAACAUGGCCCUGUGGUUUAUCAAACUUGUUAUGCAGCAAAUGGGCAUUACCAAACAGUAAUAAUAAUAUUAAAAAAAACUCCAUAUCCGCUUGCAUGAAUCCGAGAGGAUUGUUUGUGUUAUGUUUCUUACAUUUAGUUUACCCUCCAAUCUACAUGUAAUGAGAAAUAAAUUAUGUUUUUAUGAAUAUGCACAAUGUAAGGGUUUCUCUAAUUUUAUUUCAAUGCAAAUGCCCAAUGGAAACUUUCCCUUUGCUUCAGAUUUGUCAUCAAAUUGAGGCACCACCACCCCAUUCUAGCUAAGGAUAAUCAUGUGCAAUGAAUGUUUAUUUUGUAAUAGAGUUAUAGUUUUAACUUUGUCCCUCAAUUGUCAACAUAAUAUGUGACUGGGCAUGCUAGCUCUUUUUAAAUGUAGAAACAACUGCAUGCUACCCAAAAGUUGUGAAUUGUACUGUUUUGUGUGCUGUGUGAAAAAACAAAACAACAGGGAGAAAGGAUUUGUUACGUUUUGUGAUAAAAAGAAAAAGCAGCAUUUUUUGUUUACCUUUGUAUGAUUCUAAUGCAAGGGUAGGCAACCAUGGUCCUUGAGGGUCAGUCCACAAUAUAUUAAGAAGUAUAAUUAAAUAAAAAAAACGGCAAAAAGUUAUAUUUCACUCAGAUCCAAUUAACUGCCCUGUCCAGAAACUAAAAGUGUGCCCAUACAAACACACCUAAAUCUGCGGUAUUUGGUCCAUCGUGUGAUGUAACCAGUACUACCCUUUGGAAUUGUAAUUGUCGUCAGAGACAUAUUUAACCUCUCAUUUAUGUAAAGCAGAAUUACCCGUAUGCUACAACAUUUCUCUACAGGUCGCAGUGGGCCUUUUAGUUAACGAGGCAUUUAGAUAGGUCCAAGUUUUUCAUUGGUCCAUUGUUUUGUUUUUUUUGUUU
Messenger RNA from Polyodon spathula (Mississippi paddlefish), 4209 nucleotides. Its product is annotated as fasciculation and elongation protein zeta-2-like. The coding region runs from base 60 to 1241 and encodes 393 amino acids. The record is from RefSeq and is a predicted model, not a curated record. The transcript is spliced from 10 exons. Gene Ontology annotation, cellular component: axon; cytoplasm. NCBI's taxonomy places the organism in Eukaryota, Metazoa, Chordata, Actinopteri, Acipenseriformes, Polyodontidae.